This is a messenger RNA of Peromyscus californicus insignis, 6213 nucleotides long. It is a transcript of the gene Chrm2, whose product is annotated as cholinergic receptor muscarinic 2. The record is from RefSeq and is a predicted model, not a curated record. Gene Ontology annotation, biological process: chemical synaptic transmission; G protein-coupled receptor signaling pathway, coupled to cyclic nucleotide second messenger; regulation of heart contraction. The transcript is spliced from 4 exons. The coding region runs from base 568 to 2130 and encodes 520 amino acids. Gene Ontology annotation, cellular component: dendrite; plasma membrane; synapse. Lineage: Eukaryota; Metazoa; Chordata; Mammalia; Rodentia; Cricetidae. Gene Ontology annotation, molecular function: G protein-coupled acetylcholine receptor activity; G protein-coupled serotonin receptor activity.
UAAUCCUGUCAGAUCGAAAGAAAAUUGUAAAUGUUCUCUCCAGAAACUGUCCGCCCAUUGCAGCUAAUCGAACACAACCCACAAAUAGAGACACACCACUCUUGCUCUGCUGCUACACACAGCGGGUGAGGGCGCAGAGACCCGUUCUGGGGAGCAGGCACGCGGGGGCACAGACACACACACUCGCACACGCACACGCACACGCCAGCCUGCGGGCUUGGCCAGAGCCCUGAAGUCGCAGAUCCCACUCGGAAAUCGCCAGAGGCGCUGGGAGAAGUGGAAGAGCGCGGCUUGCAGACUCUAAUUACUACUUUCCCGGCACUCGGGUGAAGAAAUGAAGCCCGCCCAGCUCUUCGACAUAUCCAGGUCUCCUUUCUAUUUCGGUGUCCACGGUCAUCUCCCUGAAAGCCAGAUCCAGGGAGAAGGAGAGCGGACAGCUAGCUGCGGACUCUAAGCUGUGCAGCAGGCGCCAGAGCGGGGCCAACUCGAGCCCGCCAAAGGCUCCUUGCUCCGGUCAGACUCCACCAGAUCGCAGCCCCGGGCGACUAAGUCAGCUACAGUGACACAAUGGUCUGCUGCUUGCCAAGAACUCUGCUUUUCCAAGCCAGUGAGUCCAUUCCCUACAGUAUUUUCUCAGCUUCAGUUUCCUGUGAAACAGAAAAGAACGUGGAUGAUUGUUCUGCCACACGGUUUAAAUGUUUAUUUGGACACUUGGCUACUGAACACAAAAUGAAUAACUCAACAAACUCAUCUAACAAUGGCUUGGCUAUUACCAGUCCUUACAAGACAUUUGAAGUGGUAUUUAUUGUUCUUGUGGCUGGAUCCCUCAGUCUGGUGACCAUCAUUGGGAACAUCCUGGUCAUGGUUUCUAUUAAAGUCAACCGUCACCUUCAGACAGUCAACAAUUACUUCUUGUUCAGCCUUGCCUGUGCUGACCUCAUCAUAGGUGUUUUCUCCAUGAACUUGUAUACCCUCUACACUGUGAUUGGUUACUGGCCUUUGGGACCUGUAGUAUGUGACCUUUGGCUAGCCUUGGACUAUGUGGUCAGCAAUGCUUCUGUUAUGAAUUUGCUCAUCAUCAGCUUUGAUAGAUACUUCUGUGUCACAAAACCUCUGACCUACCCAGUUAAGCGGACCACAAAAAUGGCAGGCAUGAUGAUUGCAGCUGCCUGGGUCCUUUCCUUCAUCCUCUGGGCUCCAGCCAUUCUCUUCUGGCAGUUCAUCGUAGGAGUGAGAACUGUGGAGGACGGGGAGUGCUACAUUCAGUUCUUUUCCAAUGCCGCUGUCACCUUCGGCACUGCCAUCGCAGCCUUCUAUCUGCCUGUCAUCAUCAUGACCGUGCUGUAUUGGCAUAUAUCCCGGGCAAGUAAGAGCAGGAUAAAGAAGGAAAAGAAGGAACCUGUGGCCAACCAAGAUCCGGUAUCUCCAAGUCUGGUGCAAGGAAGAAUUGUAAAGCCGAACAACAACAACAUGCCAGGUGGUGACGGUGGCCUAGAGCACAACAAAAUCCAGAAUGGCAAGGCUCCCCGGGAUGGUGUGACUGAAAACUGUGUUCAGGGGGAGGAGAAGGAGAGCUCAAAUGACUCCACCUCAGUCAGUGCUGUCGCCUCCAAUAUGAGAGAUGAUGAAAUCACCCAGGAUGAAAACACAGUUUCCACUUCUCUGGGCCAUUCCAAAGAUGACAACUCUAAGCAAACAUGCAUCAAAAUUGUCACCAAGACACAAAAAGGUGACUCAUGCACCCCAACAAGUACAACUGUAGAACUAGUUGGGUCCUCAGGUCAAAAUGGGGAUGAAAAGCAGAACAUUGUAGCACGCAAGAUUGUGAAAAUGACCAAGCAGCCUGCCAAAAAGAAGCCUCCUCCAUCCCGGGAAAAGAAGGUGACCAGGACAAUCUUGGCUAUUCUGUUGGCUUUCAUCAUCACCUGGGCACCAUACAAUGUCAUGGUGCUCAUCAAUACCUUCUGUGCACCCUGCAUCCCCAAUACAGUGUGGACAAUCGGCUACUGGCUCUGUUACAUCAAUAGCACCAUCAAUCCUGCCUGCUAUGCACUUUGUAAUGCCACCUUCAAAAAGACUUUUAAACACCUCCUUAUGUGUCACUACAAGAACAUAGGCGCUACAAGGUAAAAGACCUUUACAAAAGAAGAAAGGUGGCCAAGUGGGGCUUGGGAAGAAGAACAGAGACAAGAAAGCCAUCUAUUUAUACUGAUCUGCCAUUGCACUUUACAGUCUUGCUACACAUGUGCAGUUAAGGCAGUCUAAAGUGACACUCUCACCGUGCCCAUGCUUCAGUUUGAAAAAUAAAUAAGUGAACUUAUACCUUAUAAACGCUGUCGGUUUAGGAGACAACGAAAGAGACACGAAGAAAUUGUGGCUCUAAGAAACAAUCUGUGCUGUCUCCUACUCUCUUGAAGAAGGGCUUCUGAAUCUGCAAUUUCAUGUCUCUGCACAAGAGUAACCUUGUUUGUUGUUUCUUCCUGUUGUCCCCAUGUGUCUAGAUGAGGAAGAAAUGUCACGCUACAUGCUAACACAGAGACCUAAACAUAAAGAAGCAGACACGCAAUGAGUGAUAUGAAGAAAGAAAAUCAAAUAGGAUGCAGAGAUGGUCAGCAGAGCAUUGAGCGUAUUCUAGGCUAUGCCGUGCUCUUUGAAGGAUUUAAGGAUAUAAUCACUGCUUAUUUCUUCUCUCUUCUCCUUUCCCAACAUGAAAAGCAAGAAAGCAAAACAAUGAAAACCCAACUAGGUCAUACUAUUUUUUCUACUAUUUUUGUAGUUUCUGGUUUUAUAUUGUGUACGGAUAAUACCCAUAGGACUUCUCCUAAAUCUGGCCAGAGUCAACCAUAAAAAUGGGCACUCUGCCUCUUCCCACUGUGUCCUUGCAUUGUUUGAGAGUGUACGACCCUGUAAGGGUUUCCUUCAUUUGAGCUCCUUUGUGUGGAAUAUUUUCACCCAUCUGAUUUUCUUCUAAACUAACCUAUUUUAACAGAUUAGUCUGCCUAAGACAUAAAUAUGCUUGGGAAACCAAAGUCAUUUAAAAUUAAAUUUUAAUCACUUUAGAAAAUGGUCAGUCUAGUUGGGGAAAGCUCGCCGAGGACAGAUCAAGUUUAAGAUGAGAAGAAAGAAGGUCAGAAGGGCCGUCAGUUUGAACGCAAACCUGCCUGCCCCAUGUGCCUGACCUUGUUAAAGUGUACAAUAUGAACUCCUGACUUUGUCAGCAGGAAUACAAUGCUGCUUUGCUCAUUCAGAAUCUUAAACAAGAUUAGUUUGCUGUGUCAACCCCAAGAGGAAAAGACCUUAUAUUCCAUGUCUGUUAGCAGAUGAUAUUCAAAUUAUACUCAAAUGAGGUUUUCUAUAGCCAUGCUAAGACACAGGGGUGGGGAAAGGGCCAUGCAAAAAACAUUUACUGAUAUUACAUGUUCUUAAAAUUGUCUUCAAAUCUCUGCAAGAUUAUAUCACUUCAAAAUUCUCUAAUCAGGAGAGUUAUAUUAAUCUUUGUGGCAUAAAUAUAGUGGAUAAUCAAACAGAAGCAAACUAUGCCCACAGAACCUGAAGGGAGAGUUUAUGUGGUUCUUGUCAUGCCAUUUUUUUCACUCUAUUAUCUGAUCACAAAUAGCUGUCACUGAAAUGAUUACUAAAGGAUAACAUUAAACUGGUAAUGUCUGUGUAGGAAAUCCACCCUUGAUAAGCUAAAUAAAUACAGAAUUAUAUCAAUUCAUAUUUAACUAGUUAUCUUUGUCUUCCUAUGUUUUCUCCCAUUAUAUGUUAUGGUCUUCCAAUCAGAUUUUCUAAGUGUGAGCCUAAUGGAUAGAAAUUAAAGUUAUAAAUUCCUUUUCAAAAUUCAGGUUUUCACUGACGGGCUUUGAUUCCUUCUCUGCCCAUCCCAUGAGUGUUACAUGGCAAAUUGAUAAGUAUGAAGUCCUAAAAGUUAUUAGAGUUAUUCUGUCUGACUGCACAUCAGUAGCAUCUCAGCAAGUGGGAGACAGGGGAUAUGACAACAGCAACAAAAAUAUUGUAAGUUAAUAAGAAGCAAAUGGCUAACAAUGUAUGUAUUUAUCCUUUAUGAACAUAAUUUUUUUGAGUAAUUUCAGUUGUUUUUACCUCAAAAAUCUCCUAUGUGUAAAAUAUAGCAUUGGUUCAGAUUAAUUUAGUCUAUAAUUAGUUGAUGUAGUUCCUUUAGUUCAGAAUUACUAAAAUGUAAAUUUUGAGUUUUAAGACCACAUUUACUUUUAUGUUGUUUCUUCAACUAGUUGAGUGGAGACGACUUCAUUUCAAUGGGCUUCUUGGUUUCCUGUAAGAAAAAUAAUCCACUGGCCAACUUUGAUUUUUAAAUGUUAUAUACUAUUGUGAUGCAAACAUGGUUUCUCCAUUGGAACCACCACUUUGGAGGCCAAAAUUCAGUGUUUGUCUCUGUUUGCUUUAAGCCCAACCCACCACGAGCCAAUCUUUGUCUUGCUCUGUGUCUCUAUUGUAUUCUUCCCUUGAUUCAUUCUAUGCCUGAUAAUUUGCCACAGCUUCCACAACUUUAUUAAAAAGAGAAACUGUCAAAUUCAAGAAAAGAACAAAGGUACCAUGGAAACCUUCUCUAUCAGAGUCAGAGGAUAAGAGGAGGACACUGACAUUAUUGGAGUGAGACUGUCUUCAAACAUCUGUCUCCAUUGUUCCUGGCUUUGCUUGUUUUUAUGACUCUCAAGCAGAGGCAAUUUUUACCCUGUGGACACUUAGUGAUAUGUAGAGCCAUUUUGAUUGUCACAACUGGGAAUAGGCAUUUGUAUGAAAUGAGAAGGGGCUUUGAAUGCUGCUGCACAGGUCACAAUGCACAAGACAGGGCUCCUCGCACCUCCACUUCCAAAGAAAAUGAUUUGUUUCAAAAUGGUGAUGGUACCAGGACUGAGAAGGACCGCUUCUAUUAAGGGGCUUCUGGAACUUGCUUUCUUAAUCCUCUCUCAUUAAAAAAAAAAAAAAGGAUUAAUGCAAAUUGCUUCCUUGUUAGAGUAAAGCAAAGCUCACUCAUCAGCUCUCAGAAACACUCCCUCACUAACUGUGGGAUUUGAAAUUCACAGAUAAAAGCACAGACCACACAUACAUUUAAAAAACAGCAGCUCUCACACACCUACAGCACUGUGGCAUCUUAAUGUCUGGUUAUGGCAUCACAGAUACUAGUUGAGAGGCUGCAGUAUUGUCCAUGAACCUAGCUGCUUCUAGUCUGAUCAGUUUCUACUGGAAACAUUUUUUUCCACACGAAUGAAGAGCCUUUUAAAGAAACAAUAUGACUCAUCUCCUCGCUUUCACUGGAAAUGUCAGUAACUGUCAAGCCUUUAUUUCUUUUUCCCUUGUAGCAAUAAUGUAAAUAUCCCAGAGUGGUAUUUUAAAAAGAGAAGAUUAAGAGUAUGAAAAGAGCCAGCUUAUGUCUUGAGAAAAGAACUGAUUGCCUCUUGACCAAUUCAUCAUCCCCUUAAUGACAGAUCCCAAGUGUUGGGACAAGGUCACCAAUAUAGUAAUCUACAAAGAAUAAGAUAAACCAUCUGGCUUGAUAUAUGGAGUCUAGAAUCCCACAUCCUCUACUGUUGACAACUCACUGCUUUUUGGUCCUGAAGAGAUGGCAUGAGGGGAGAUUGGAUUUAAAAAUGAUACCAACAGUUAUUCAGCAAUGCAGCCAACUUUUUUUUUCCUAUUUAGUUCAUUGACAGUUGCUCCCCUCCUCAAUUUGAUAAGAUCUCUGUCAACACCAUAACACUGGUGUUGCAAUUAGAUUAGGAAGGCACCCACAGCUGGAUAAACUUGUGCAACAUGUAUUCUUAGCAUGUAUAUACAAUGCCAUUCCUCUCCAAUAGGCUUCUCUUAAAAGGGUGCAUGCUGUAGCAUGAACUCUAUGUAUAUUUAAUAUAUCUCCCAUAAUAUGCUGUAUGCUUCAUAUAUAUAUAUUCUAUAAAUAAAAUAAAAUGUAUAAUAGAAAUACAUAUUUCUGUAUGCAAAUAAAUAUAUUAUACACAAAAUUGUUACAGGCACUCUGGUAUAUAUGUUGUUUCAUAGAAUAAGAGUAGAUUUAAUGUGCUCCAUUUUCAAAGAAAAUCAUAUUUUGCAUCAAAGGAAGAGCUUUAAGAGCAGCCAAACUCCUAUCCACAUUAAUAUUCAACUGAUUUAUCAUUGAGUGUCUGACAUUGAUUUUAGAGAUCUCUUGAAGGAAUACAUUAAUAAAUCUUUCUGGUAUCA